UUUUGAGCCAAAAUGAACGACUUUACUGCACAAAAUUUUUAUUCGUCCAAUUUCUAUUUUGAAGAGUCACCCAAACUGCAAGCAAAUAACUUACACCACUAUUUCACACCGCGCCUCCUAUCUUUCCCAUUCUCCUGCCUCAUCGCGAUUUCUAUUUGCCAAUGACAUCCGCGGUGGCUGAGCGAAUUGAGCUGGCGAAACUGUGCAGCUCAAAAGAUUGGUCAAAGGCUAUUCGAGUUCUCGACUCACUCCUUUCCCAGUCCUGUGACAUUCAGGACCUCUGCAAUCGAGCUUUCUGCUAUAGUCAAUUGGAGUUGCACAAGCAUGCCAUUAAAGAUUACGAGAAGGCCUUGCAGCUCGAUCCUAAGCUGCUCCAAGCUUAUAUUCUUAAAGGUCAUGCAUUAUCUUCUCUGGGAAGGAAAGAGGAAGCUCUUUCAGUCUGGGAGCAGGGAUACGAGCAUGCAGUCUGUCAGACUGUCGAUCUAAAACUUCUUCUGGAGCUGGAAGACCUCUUGAGAGUUUCUAGACAAAAUGGUCCUACUUGCCGGAAUCAUGAGAUGGGAGCAUCUCAAUUGUCCUUCCCUGCAUCUGGAACUGCUGUUUCCACAAAAUCAAGUAAAAUAUCCGACAACCUUGAGAAAUCAAAUGAAAAAGGUAAACCAAGAAGCAAAUCAAUCAAGCUGGGCUACAACAAGCAAAAUGAGUCAAGUCUUCUUUUUAAUGGAGAAAGUAGUUUGAGUAGCCAAUCUAGCAAAAACCUUGAGAGUCGCUCAACUGAAACUAACGGGAUACACAAUAAGUUGGAGGGAAAGUCCGUGGUGAAUGGUUCAUCUGAAUCAAGCAUUGAUUCAUCUGUGCAUUAUGGUGAAACUAGUGAUUCUUCUGAUACAUGUAAUGAAUUGUUCAGCCUGUCAGAAAUCCACAACGAAUUAAUGGAUGAGGGCAGUAGGAGUAAAAAUUUCUGUGUUGCUAGGAUAUCAAAGAAAAAGUCAAUUAAUGUGGAUUUCAGAUUAUCAAGGGGAAUUGCCCAGGUUAAUGAUGGAAAAUAUGCCCAUGCUAUAUCCAUUUUUGACAAGAUUCUAGAAGAAGAGCCAGAUUACCCUGAGGCCUUAAUUGGAAGAGGAACAGCAUAUGCAUUUAAACGAGAACUGCAUGCGGCUAUUGAUGAUUUUUCAAAGGCGAUACAAUCAAAUCCAUCAGCAGGUGAGGCCUGGAAACGCAGGGGCCAAGCUCGAGCAGCCUUGGGAGAAUAUGCUAAGGCAAUUUCAGACUUGACUAAAGCAUUGGAGUUCGAAUCAUAUUCAGCUGAUGUAUUGCAUGAAAGGGUUAUUUUCUUUUGUUGGGCGUGCUGUACACUUUCUUCACAAGUUCUUACUUACGGCCACAGUUUUAGUAGAGAGUAUCUGGAAGUUGACAUUUUGUCUUCAUCAGGAAAAGAAAUGCUGGGAGAACAAUUGACAGAUAAUGAAAUGCUAUCCUCUGAUAGAAUAGUAAACUUUAAGUUUAAGGAUUACAAAGCUGCUGUCAAAGACCUAUCUGCCUGUGUAGAAGUUGAACAGGAUAACAAAUCUGCCUACACAUACUUGGGCUUGGCUUUAUUUUCACUUGGUGAAUAUAGAAGAUCAGAGGAGGCACAUAUGAGAGCAAUCCAUAUAGAUCAAAAUUUCCUAGAGGCUUGGACUAAUCUUACUCGGGUAUCUAUUGACAUAGAGUCUAUCAAGACACCGCAAAUUCGGAGAAGGCCGUACAAUGCAUUAAUGAGAUUCAUAAAAUUGAUGGAAGUUUGGUUCCAUAUGUUGCUUCAUAUGGCGUUGGCUGCUCAGUUGACCCAAGAGCUUGUUAUGCUCUACAGUGUCCAGAGGUUUGCCAAAGCAUAUCAACUCCAUGGACGCCUUCUCCAUGAGAUGGGUGAUCACAGGAAUGCCAUCAAGGAAUUAUCAGUGGGAUUAAGUAUUGAUAGCUCGGAUAUUGAAAGUUUGUAUCUAAGAGCUUCUUGCUAUCAUGCUAUAGGAGAAUUUAAAGAAGCGGUUAAAGAUUAUGAUGCAGCAUUGGAUCUUGAAUUGGAUUCAAUGGAGAAAUUUUCCCUACAGUGCUUGGCCUUCUAUCAGAAAGAAAUAGCAUUAUAUACAGCUUCAAAGUUCAACACAGAAUUUUCUUGGUUUGACCUUGAUGGUGAUAUAGAUCCUCUCUUUAAGGAAUAUUGGUGUAAAGGGCUGCAUCCAAAGAAUGUAUGCGAGAAAGUAUACAGGCAACCCCCUCUGCGAGAUUCUUUGAGGAAGGGAAAGCUUAAAAAGCUCGACUUUUCUCUUACAAAGCAAAAAGCUUCUCUGUUACAGGCUGCGGAUUCAAUUGGCCAGAAGAUCCAGUACCAUUGCCCGGGAUUCCUGCCCAACAGACGUCAGUAUCGAAUGGCGGGCCUUGCUGCUAUAGAGAUUGCUCAGAAGGUUGUAAGGGUUUGGCGUUCUCUACAAACUGAAUGGAAGCUUUCAAGUAAAGGUGGGUCGAAACAUGGAAAGAAAGCCAGGAGAAAAGAGAAGCUCAACCCUCCUAGUCAGAACAGAGGUGGUGCUGGUUGCAGCACUAGCAGAUUUCCAGAAUCAUCUAUAUCAUAUGGUGCAGCUGAAGAUAGACCAUAUGGACGCCCUACGAUGCCGUGGAAUGGUGUUUAUUCUGUGGCCGUUAAAUGGAGACAGAUCUCUGAACCAUGUGAUGCAGUUAUCUGGGUUAACAAGUUGAGUGAGGAAUAUAUUUCUGGGUUUGGGUCGCUCACUCCUCUUAUCAAUGGUCAAGCAAAGAUUGUACGCUGUUUUCCAAAUUUUAUGAGAACACUAAAUGCUGCCAAAGAAGUAAUGAAGGCUAAUAAGUGUGUGCGUGACAAGAAAGACAACAUCAUCAAUCUCCGUGAAAACGGGAAACUGCAAGACAUACUGAAUGCAGAAUCCUGCUCAGAUCUUUACAAAGCCGUGGGUGAGGACUUCUGGUUAUCCACUUGGUGCAACAGUAUGACAAUUGAGGGGAAGCGUCUUGAAGGAGCAAGGAUAUCAUUAUCAAAGAAAGACCCAGUUGGGUUCGAUUUUGUUAUUAAGACACCUUGCUCCCGUUCCCGGUGGGAUGAUUUUGAAGUUGAAAUGACUUCAGCGUGGGAGGCACUCUGUGAUGCCUACUGCGGUGAAAAUUAUGGAUCAACGGAUUUCGAUGUGCUUGAGAAUGUGAGGGAGGCAAUUCUGAGGAUGACUUACUACUGGUACAAUUACAUGCCACUAUCGUGUGGCAAUCCUGUGGUUGGGUUCACCGUGUUGCUCGGACUUUGUCUGGCCGCCAAUAUGGAAUUUACAGGAAGCAUUCCAGAGGGAGUUCAGGUGAAUUGGGAAGCAAUCCUUGACUCCGAUCCCAAAUCCUACAUAUCGUCUGUGAAAAGCUGGCUUUAUCCGUCACUCAAGAUUAAUACGUCAUGGAAAUCCUAUCCUGAUGUGGCAUCAACUCUCUACACGACUGGAUCGGUUGUUGCUGCCUUAAGUACAUACUCUGACUGAGAAGUGUUCUAAUGCAGAGCUCAGCAUGAACAAUCUGGUGGUUUUGGAACAGUUCUUCAGGAAAAAAAAAAGUUGAAUUCAGAACUUGCGGAUUGGUUGUUCCAUAUAAUACUUGUGCGAUGUAACAUUAUUGUUGAGUAACAUAUGCAGGAGAGAUGGUCUCUCAAAUCGACUUAUUGUAAGCUAGUUGAGCUUUCUGUACUUUUCCCUGUUUUCUCGUUACUUCUCUUUGUUGCCACUUUCCUUCUUUAUGUAUAAAGUACUAAACCACAUUUGGAUUGUGUAUGGUGUGAAAUCGGGCAACUGAUGCUAGAUAUAUACGUGAGAGUAUCUUUUACUUAUGUUUCAUCUUUACUUGGGCUUGGUCUGUCCUUGGACUUUAAAGGCUUUGUUGGACAAAACUGAUGCUAGAUAUAUACAUGAGAGAAAUUUUAAGGUAUGUUUCAUCUUUACUUGCCCUUAGUCUGUCUGUCCUAAGACUUUAAAGGCUCGUCUGUGUGGGAUACUGCUCUUUUGCCGCAACAUUUUUGUCUGGGUUCUCGGUGAGAAAGGCUCCAUUUUUUUCGUUUAAUGUUGAAUGCGUGUUUUGGUUUGAUUCCGUCUUGCUUCUAUCAAAUGCCACAGUAAAGAAGAUGGGUAAGAAUUUAAACGUCG
Striga asiatica is the source of this 4187-nucleotide messenger RNA. NCBI's taxonomy places the organism in Eukaryota, Viridiplantae, Streptophyta, Magnoliopsida, Lamiales, Orobanchaceae. The record is from the annotation of a GenBank genome assembly.